GGGCCUUGAGGGAAGAAGCGGAGGUGGAGGAGCGGUCCGUUCGCUUGGGGCGUCGAGCUGAACACCCGCGGCCGCCCACGUCAAAGCCAGCCACCGCCGGAAAGAACGACAACUACACGAAGGCUCCGAAUUAUUGUUACCCGCUAGACCAUCAGUUUCGACGAGACUCCGGAUAGAGCUGCUUUCAAGGCCUUGGGGACGGGCAUUGAAUUGAAUUGCCAGCAUGUCUGUCACGCUGCACACCACCAAAGGCGACCUGAAGCUCGAGAUCUUUUGCGAGUCUGUCCCCAAGACUGCCGAGAACUUCCUCGCCCUGUGCGCCUCCGAUUUCUACAACGGCAGCCCUUUCCAUCGUAUCAUCCCCAACUUCAUCGUUCAAGCUGGUAGCCCAGCUUCGGAUCCCAAGUCGAAGAGCUCCACCUCGAUUUACGAUACACCCGAUCGCCUGUUCGAGGACGAGAUCCGCCCAGCUCUUAGGCAUAACGCCCGUGGAAUCGUCAGUAUGGCGAAUAAAGGCCCCAAUACCAAUGGCUCGCAGUUCUUCAUCACCCUAGCCCCCGCGCCGCAUCUAGAUGGCAAGAACACGGUGUUUGGAAAGGUCAUUGAAGGGGAUGAGGUGCUGGACGACUUGGAGAAGCUCGAAGUGGACAAGAAGUCGAGGCCGAAAGAGCGCGUUGAGAUCAAGAACAUCACAAUACACGCAAAUCCAUUAGCAGGAUGACGAUCUGGCAUUCCCACGACAAAGCGGUUUGGAGGAUGCUAAGACAAUGAAGAGUGACAUAAAUUGGAACAUGCAGAAAUGCUCUAUACGGCUUCGAGGCCUUGAUAUCUACGACCGCCCCAGGCUGAACAAGUGAAAGAAAAGAUGAUAACAGUCGUGUACGUCCUACGCGUCCUUAGUCGUCUCGGUCGUCUCGGUCGUAUCCGUCGGCUUGGCGGUAUCAGGCUCCUCAUACCCCUCGGUCUUCAUGUCUGCCAGGCCGAGUUCCUCCUCCUCCUCGGCAGUGCGCUCAUAAUCUUCUACCUUCAUCUGCGGAUCGGGUUCGGGCGCUGUGAAGCUCUGGAGAUAGCUGCUAGCU
Messenger RNA from Westerdykella ornata, 1079 nucleotides. Its product is annotated as cyclophilin-like protein. The record is from RefSeq and is a predicted model, not a curated record. Gene Ontology annotation, cellular component: catalytic step 2 spliceosome. Bases 224 to 721 code for a protein of 165 amino acids. Gene Ontology annotation, molecular function: peptidyl-prolyl cis-trans isomerase activity. The transcript is spliced from 2 exons. Lineage: Eukaryota; Fungi; Ascomycota; Dothideomycetes; Pleosporales; Sporormiaceae. Gene Ontology annotation, biological process: protein peptidyl-prolyl isomerization; protein folding.